GACAAACAGAUGGAGACAAAGUGGCCAACACCCUUCUUGUCUCUAUCUCCUUCCGACAUCUCCUAAAUUAACACCUUCCUCUUACUUUCUUUUGAUUUCCUUGUUUUUUUAUUGCUUAAUCACAAAGCGUCAGAGUUUGAGAUGUUAUGCAAAAUAAUUGGCCAAAGUUUAAUUUGGACGAAGGAUGUCGUAUAUAUCUUGGGAAUGUUGCGUUAACAGUGGCACCUUCAGCUACUGCUUCCUUCUUCCUUCCAUGGAUGUUUUCUUUUCCUUCCCAAACCAUUCCCAAAGGCUCCUUCCUUAGUUUACUCUGCUUUUCCUCUUUUUUGUCUCUCGCUUUUUCUCUCGAUGACGGCUCCCAACAUUGAGAUGAUUGCGGCUUUGCUUCGGAGCUGCACGGUGGGGAGGGAGCGAGGUCUACGUUCGCCGGCGACACAUCUCGUCGGCGGAAGCCCAGAAAGCGUCUCCGUGGAGCUCAACUCGGAGACGGCGCUGCCUUUCCACUGGGAGCAGUGUCUCGACAUGCAGACAGGGGAAGUCUACUACUUCAACCGGGAGACCGGAACCAGGACGAGCAAAGACCCCCGAGCCGCCGCCGCCUACUCGUCGAGCUAUCAUUCUGAGGAAGACGUCUCCUCGUCCUCCGACGACAGCUUCUCCGGCGUCGCCAGCGGCGGCAGCAGCAGCAGAAACGACAACGAGGACAGCAGCGACAGUACCGCCAACUCCUGUCUCACCUCCAUCUCCUCCUCCUCCCCUUCCCGGGCGACCGCCGCCGAGCCUCUCGUCUCCGCCGGAUGUCGGUCCUGCUUCAUGUACUUCAUGGUCCCCAAGAGCGACGACUCCUGCCCCAAGUGCAGCGGCCGCCUCCUCAAGCUCGGCCGCCACGGCAACGUCUGAAGCACUCACUACUUCAAACUCCAGUCUCAAUUCCUCUUGUACUUUGGAUCGAUCCAACGAGAAAAAAAGAUCCAACUUUUAUUCCGUGUUUCUCCAAAUUAAACUGAUUUCUGCAACA
Molecule: messenger RNA, 1018 nt
Organism: Zingiber officinale
Lineage: Eukaryota; Viridiplantae; Streptophyta; Magnoliopsida; Zingiberales; Zingiberaceae
Exons: 2
Coding region: 349-900 (183 amino acids)
Molecular function (GO): protein binding
Source: RefSeq, a predicted model, not a curated record